UCCUCCAAAACACUUGCCUUCACUUAAAACGGAGUCGCCUCAUUUACAAGCAGUUUAUGCACUUGCACUGACGUCAAUGGAGCUAUCUUGGAUGUAUAUAACAGUUCAGACAGAGGCGGUCUACUACAAUCGCCAUUUAGCGGGACUUUUCGUACCGGGUUCUCCAUUGACACUUUUCUAGACUUUCAGCACCAGGAGGCAAUCAAGGCACCGUUUUGUUCGUCUGUUCAGCACUAUGAAGCCUGUCCCCCUGGUCCUGCUCCUUGCCACUGUUCUCCUCACCUCUCACAUCCCCCCAAGUGUUAGUCGACCACAGGACCUGGCCAUGUUCGACGGCCACGGCUACAAGAGUCAGCUGGACGAGGUGUUCCAGAAGGCUGGCGACGCAGUUUCCUACCUUAUCAAAGAAAAUAUACUGCGUUAUUUGCAGAGAAAUCCCCGGUUGCAAACAGGUUUCCCGCCACAGUUUCCCUUUGAGGUGACGCCCCUGGGCUCGAGGGGUCUUGGUCACCUGGCGCGCAGUUUGCCGCCCUUUGAGCAGCAGCGCGCGCCUGGGGAGGUUAACAGCCUGGAAGACUUCGUGGAGUUGACCAAGAGAAACGAUGACCCGCCGAUCUCCAUCGACCUCACUUUCCACCUGCUGAGAAAUAUGAUCGAAAUGGCGCGGAUCGAGAGCCAGAAGGAGCAAGCAGAGUUGAACCGCAAGUAUCUAGAUGAAGUUGGAAAGUGAUACCAAGUGUAAUCUACAAGGGAGAAAAUAUCUCAAGUAAAAAAAAAAGCCCCUGGCACUCUCCCACGAUAUAGUUUCGAUUUUUUUUUGCAUUUAACCUUUGGUUUCUCUGUCAUUCCUCAACCUGUGCGUAAAAGGAACUUACCCACCUAUCCAAAAAGCCUUUCAAAAUCAACGGACUACCAGUCUACCAAGACCCCAGCUACAGUGUACUCAUAGUGGACGACUGGAAUACUAUUCUUUGAGAUAUGGAAUAGUGUGUGAAUACUUCGCAUUUCACACCUCUAUUCUCACCUUUGGAUGUCCGGAACAUUGUAGUAGGCCUACAACAACAAUAUUGUCAGAAUCAAAUCGGGUUAUAAGUUGCCCUAAUGUGGAAUAAGUGCAACAUGUUUAUUAGUCAAAAUAGGGACCAAACUAAGAUUUGAUGUCAACAGUAGCAUAAAUGGUUACUACAAAGUUAAUAACAAUGACAGAUACUAAUCAUUACACUGAAGUUUCCAGCAAUAAAUAUCAAAAUGUUGACAAACGCUAUAGCCCUAUAACACAUUACCAAAGGAAAAUGAUGCUGUGUAAAUUGAUAUUGGCUAUCCUCUUAUGAUCUUUAAAUGUCAGUUGUUUGAUGGCAGGUAGCCGAGUGGUUAAGAGGUCACUGGUUUGAAUCCCUGA
This is a messenger RNA of Salvelinus sp. IW2-2015, 1399 nucleotides long. RefSeq names its product UI. Gene Ontology annotation, cellular component: extracellular region. Gene Ontology annotation, molecular function: hormone activity. The record is from RefSeq and is a predicted model, not a curated record. NCBI's taxonomy places the organism in Eukaryota, Metazoa, Chordata, Actinopteri, Salmoniformes, Salmonidae.